Molecule: messenger RNA, 420 nt
Organism: Staurois parvus
Lineage: Eukaryota; Metazoa; Chordata; Amphibia; Anura; Ranidae
Source: the annotation of a GenBank genome assembly
AUGACGCUGGGAGGCACGCACGGCCGGUCCUGCCUGCUGUCGCAGAGGAGGGUCCAGGCGGUGUUGGUAUAUAGAGUACUAUACAGUGAUAGACGGAGCUCAGCAUCGGCUGUCCGGGGAGAUUUUAGUACUUUGCAGUUAGAGUUUUGUUCACUAGACAACUCCUCAAUGAUGAUGAACUCUGACAUGGAUGCUCUGGAAGUAGAAAAUCAAGUCGAAUUAGAAGAAAAGACUCGACUGAUUAAUCAGGUCCUGGAACUGCAGCACACUUUAGAAGAUCUCUCAGCUCGCGUUGAUGCUGUUAAAGAAGAAAACCUGAAGCUCAAGUCAGAAAACCAAGUUCUUGGACAGUAUAUUGAGAACCUCAUGUCGGCCUCCAGUGUCUUCCAAACAACAGACACAAAGAGCAAGCGAAAGUAG